ACCCUUUGUGUUUCUUGUGAAUUGAGUUACCAAACCGCAUAGGAGAAUCUUGAAGAACCGAUGACUUCACGCGACAAGAAGCCGGUGAAACCCUCAACCAGUCGACCCGGUGGUAUCCGGACCCUUUCGGAUCUGAAUCGCCCCUCUGCAAAUGAUUCUGACAGCGACUCCGAUGGCCCUCAGGAGUACUAUACCGGUGGCGAAAAGAGUGGUAUGCUUGUCCAAGAUCCUAACAAGCGUAACGACGUGGAUGAAAUAUUCAAUCAAGCGAGGCAAUUAGGCGGUGUGGAGGGGCCCAUGGAAAACGCCCGUCCUUCUUCAAGUUUUACCGGCACCGGAAGAUCACUAAGCGGUGAGGCAGCGCCUGCACGAACAACUGCUCCUGAGCAACCCCAGAAUGUGGUCCACAACAUAGUUUUCUGGAGAAAUGGUUUCACUGUUAACGAUGGACCCUUGAGGAGGCUUGAUGACCCUGAAAAUGCGUCUUUUCUUGAGAGCAUCAAGAAAUCCGAGUGUCCAAGAGAGCUUGAGCCUGCAGAUAGAAGAUCUUCAGUUCACGUCAAUCUGAUUAGGAGGGAUGAAAACCGUACCGAACCCGUGGUGGCAACCCAAGUUGCAUUUCAAGGCGUAGGAAGAACAUUAGGCCGAAACGCAGAUGAAGGAGCAUCGGAUGCUAAUACUUCAAAUGCUGCCGCUGACACAACCGCCUCUUCUGGCGGUCUUGUUCUGGACCCCGCUUUACCAUCAACCUCUAUUCAGCUACGGCUGGCUGAUGGCACUCGGAUGAUUGCCCACUUCAACCACCACCACACCGUUGCAGAUGUUCGAGCCUUUAUCAAUGCAUCUAGACCAGAUGGUUCACGGGUUUAUCAGCUGCAGACGGUUGGCUUCCCGCCCAAGCUUCUCACUGAUCCAAACCAGACCAUUGAGCAGGCUGGUCUUGCCAACUCGGUUGUCAUUCAGAAAUCCUAAAUAACGGUUCCUAAAAGUUCGGUAAUGUGGUCCUUUUGAAUUGCGAACGAGAAAUUUGUGUUAUUAUUAAUACUCCUGCACAAGAGAAGCAUAAUGCUUGUAUAAAUUUCAGAUUUUAAUUAUGAAUAUUGUGGGUUAUAUUUCUCCGUAAAACUUAUAUCGAAAAAGACCAAGGUUUCUUU
This is a messenger RNA of Helianthus annuus (common sunflower), 1154 nucleotides long. RefSeq names its product plant UBX domain-containing protein 4. Bases 61 to 972 code for a protein of 303 amino acids. The record is from RefSeq and is a predicted model, not a curated record. Gene Ontology annotation, molecular function: ubiquitin binding. Lineage: Eukaryota; Viridiplantae; Streptophyta; Magnoliopsida; Asterales; Asteraceae. Gene Ontology annotation, cellular component: cytosol; nucleus. The transcript has 4 exons. Gene Ontology annotation, biological process: autophagosome assembly; proteasome-mediated ubiquitin-dependent protein catabolic process; nuclear membrane reassembly.